Lodderomyces pseudojiufengensis is the source of this 1176-nucleotide messenger RNA. RefSeq names its product actin-related protein 2 (gene ARP2). Lineage: Eukaryota; Fungi; Ascomycota; Pichiomycetes; Serinales; Debaryomycetaceae. Gene Ontology annotation, cellular component: actin cortical patch; Arp2/3 protein complex. The record is from RefSeq and is a predicted model, not a curated record. Gene Ontology annotation, molecular function: actin filament binding. The coding region runs from base 1 to 1176 and encodes 391 amino acids. Gene Ontology annotation, biological process: Arp2/3 complex-mediated actin nucleation. The transcript has 2 exons.
AUGAGCUCGCCAAUUGUUCUUGAUCAAGGUACAGGGUUUGUAAAGAUUGGGAGAGCUGGUACAAACUUUCCAGAUUAUACGUUUCCCUCAAUGGUAGGUAGACCUAUAUUAAGAGCAGAGGAAAGAAACUUGCUAGUGCCAGAUGACAUUGAAAUCAAAGAUAUAAUGUGUGGGUCUGAAGCAAGUCAAGUAAGAUCAUUAUUACAAAUCAAUUAUCCUAUGGAAAAUGGUAUUAUUAAGAAUUGGGAAGAUAUGGAACAUUUAUGGGAUUAUGCAUUUUAUGAUAAAAUGAAAAUAAACCCUCAAGGUCAAAAAAUAUUAUUAACUGAACCUCCAAUGAAUCCCUUGAAAAACCGAGAAAUGAUGUGUCAAGUUAUGUUUGAGAAAUAUGGUUUUGGAGGUGUUUACGUAGCAAUACAGGCGGUAUUGGCAUUAUAUGCUCAAGGUUUAAGUUCCGGGGUUGUUGUUGAUUCAGGUGAUGGUGUCACUCACAUUGUGCCAGUGUAUGAAUCAGUAGUUUUGAAUCAUUUAACUAAAAGAUUAGAUGUUGCAGGUAGAGACGUGACAAGACAUUUAAUAAAUUUAUUAUUUCGAAGAGGUUAUGCUUUCAAUAGAACUGCUGAUUUUGAAACAGUACGUCAAAUCAAAGAGAAAUUGUGUUAUGUAAGUUACGAUUUAGGAUUUGAUGCGAAAUUAGCUAAUGAAACCACCACUUUAGUUGAAUCAUAUGAAUUACCAGAUGGAAGAGUUAUAAAAGUUGGAAGUGAAAGAUUCGAAGCUCCAGAAUGUUUGUUCCAACCUCAUUUGGUGGAUGUAGAACAACCAGGAGUUGGAGAAACCUUAUUCAAUACUAUACAAGCUGCUGAUGUGGACGUUAGAUCUUCACUUUAUAAAGCUAUUGUUUUAUCAGGUGGUUCAUCAAUGUAUCCAGGAUUACCUUCAAGAUUAGAAAAAGAAUUAAAACAACUAUGGUUAACUAAAGUAUUACAUGGAGAUCCAACGAGGUUAGAUAAAUUUAAAGUAAGGAUUGAAGAUCCACCAAGAAGAAAACAUAUGGUAUUCAUUGGUGGUGCUGUUCUAGCUAAUAUAAUGGCAGAUAAAGAUCAUAUGUGGAUAUCGAAGCAAGAAUGGGAAGAACAAGGACCAAGAGUAUUAGAAAAAUUAGGGCCUAGGUAA